Molecule: messenger RNA, 1494 nt
Organism: Thyridium curvatum
Lineage: Eukaryota; Fungi; Ascomycota; Sordariomycetes; Thyridiales; Thyridiaceae
Exons: 4
Coding region: 1-1494 (497 amino acids)
Source: RefSeq, a predicted model, not a curated record
AUGACAAGUGAAGUCAAGCCACUGAAGCUGUACCGAACUGGACCAACCACCAACCCCGUCAAAGUCUGGUUUGUGCUAGAGGAGCUUGGUGUUCCUUAUGAGCUCGUCGAAGUGGCCGGCUCGGAUGUCAAGAAGGAGCCUUUCAUCUCCCUUAAUCCCAAUGGCAGAGUGCCAGCUUUGGUUGACCCGAACAAGAACAUCACUCUUUGGGAGGCAACCGAGUAUGAUCCCGAGGCCAAGCUUCAAUACACUACUUUGCCGGAGAAGUAUACCACUCGAUGCUGGGAGCACUUCCAGAUGAGCGGACAGGGUCCUUACUUUGGCCAGGGAGUUUGGUUCGUGAGAUUGCACCAAGAAAAGGUCCAGUCCGCGAUUGACCGCUAUGUCGCGGAGACGCACCGCAUCUUCAAAGUGGUCGACGACCAUCUCACCAAGCAAGGAACGAACUUCCUCGUCGGUGACAAGAUCACUUAUGCUGAUUACAUGUGGAUACCAUGGUUCUAUGGUAUUGGCUAUGUCCACGUUGGGGAGGACUUUACAGUGUACAAGAACGUGGCGGCCUGGCAGGGGAGGGUGCUGGCUCGGCCUGCUGCUCAAAGGGUUGUGGCUGAGCUAACUGAGAAUGCCAUUGGCCACAUUGAAAGCAAAUCUACCCACCUCUGGACCGCGCUCAAGGGCGGCUUGAACAACUUUGGUAUAGUUACCUCGAUCACGAUGAAAGCCUUUGCUUCCGCCCACAUCUGGAGAGGUGUCACCGCAUACAUGGCCAUCGUGUUCCCGGAAAUGAUCGAGCGCAUCUACGAUUUUGUUCACAACGAGGAUGUUGAAAACACUCAUGUCAUGUGUUCGACCGCCUUCAGCCACGGGCAUAAAGCUGCGAGCUGUGUGAUGUAUCACACCGAGGGCAAAGUCGACCCGCCAUCGCUGCAGUGUUUCUCAACCUUGCAACGUCAAAUGGAGCAUUACUCUACGAGGAGGAAUGCGACAAAUCUUGAAUACACUGCGUUUUGGGCCACGGUGACUAUCAAAGCGGAUGUGGCGUUAAUGAAGGCCUGUCAUGUUGAAUUCGAAGCGAUCCUGGCAGAGAUAAAUGGCGUAGAAGGCUUGAUGAUUGUCUUGGGCUUCCGCCCUUUGACUAGAGCACUUUUGGCGAACUCUACCAAGUCAGGCGGAAAUGCGAUGCAGAUCCCUGUAUCCGAUGGCCCUUUGAUCAUUAUCAUGAUUCAAACCAUGUGGAGCAAUGCCGCAGAUAAUACCCGAAUUUUCCCAGCUUUGGAGGAUCUCAAAAACAAGCUGAAGCAGUUGGCUAGCGAAUCACAACUGCUACACCCAUACAUAUUCACCAACUACGCUUAUCAAAGGGACGAUGUCAUCGCAAGAUAUGGGAAAGAAAGCGUCAAGACGCUGUGGGAGGUUAGCAAGAAGUACGACCCGGUUGGGGUGUUCCAGCGAGCUGUUCCAGGUGGAUUUAAGCUGCCAGAGGUUUGGAAUUGA